UGUAAUCCUUUCAAUCGAUGUCCUGUACACAUUUGUAUAUGUGCAUAAAAUGGAGAUGAUUAAUUUCAAAGCUUUUUGCAGGCACUUCUGAUAACUAGACGUCCUUGUGUGAACUAAUCUUAUCUACAUUCACCAGGGUCAUGUUUUGCUGGACUAUGCCACUCACCUUUCUACUUUUUAUGUGUUUUAUCCAAGCAAAAAUUACAUAUGCUACUCAUGGAGAAUGCUCUGGCGAUCACUGCAUUCCAUGCCACCAUUGCAAGCAUUUGAUUUGUGAACCUCCGUCAAAAUUAACAUGUUCCUCUAUCGUUAAGAGGGUUAAAUACGAUGGAAGUCAUCACCACACAGACGAUUGUCAUUGUCAACCUCACGAUUACUGCGAUUCCAUUUUUACCUGCGACAACUGGUCGUGUCAAAAUAGUCAGGAGAAGGCGUUCUGUAUAGAUCACCAGUGUGUAUGUAAAAGUGUCGAUUUCUGUCCAUCUCAGACAAAUCAACACUGCAUGCAUUUGAACUGUUCUGUAGGAUUUACAUCUAUCUGCAACACAAGUAACUACUGUCAAUGUACCCCUUUGACUGACACCUGCAGCGGAAAUAACGUUAAUAUAUGCCAUAAUAAAUGUCAACGUUUCCAAAAAUUGGUCUGUGUUCAGGGAAGCCAUACGAUUACUGUAACCAGCUUGAUGCAGUCUGUGUGGACUUCAGUUGUAAUACAGAUGUUGGAGAAACUCCAUUUUGCAACGAAAGCCAGUGUCAAUGCCGCCUCGUUGCAGAAAGGUGUACAGGAAAUGACAUCACCACUUGCCAACAUCUUAAUUGCAGUUAUUAUCACGUAAAGGUUUGCAGAAACGGAACUUGUGAAUGCCAACUGAACCCAUACAUUUUUUCAGCUUCGCCUCGGUCAUGUCAUCAGUGUGGAGAUCCUGCAGCCAACAUUCCAUGUGACUUAAGGAUGGUUUAUCUAGGAAGUCUACGGGAAUGUGCCAGUGGAACUUACUGCAUGACGGACGUUGUUCAAAGUAGUGAUGGGAGGGUCGCCUUUUAUAAAAGAUGUGUGGACGAGCUGACCUGUAGGAACGAGUGGUUAGCCCAGACUUCUGACCAGGACCGCUGUCUGAAGUAUGCAGAGGGCGCUUUACCCGGACAGUACACGUGUCAUUACUGCUGCACAGCAGACGGCUGUAACUCGAAAAUAGUCCCGGAGGCCAAAUAUUUCUACAGCACCUCCUCAUCUAACAUCAAUUAA
Molecule: messenger RNA, 1246 nt
Organism: Saccostrea cuccullata (small rock oyster)
Lineage: Eukaryota; Metazoa; Mollusca; Bivalvia; Ostreida; Ostreidae
Exons: 5
Coding region: 620-1246 (208 amino acids)
Source: RefSeq, a predicted model, not a curated record